This is a messenger RNA of Labrus mixtus (cuckoo wrasse), 3175 nucleotides long. It is a transcript of the gene adcyap1r1b, whose product is annotated as adenylate cyclase activating polypeptide 1b (pituitary) receptor type I. Bases 421 to 1998 code for a protein of 525 amino acids. The record is from RefSeq and is a predicted model, not a curated record. Gene Ontology annotation, cellular component: neuron projection; plasma membrane. The transcript is spliced from 14 exons. Gene Ontology annotation, biological process: adenylate cyclase-modulating G protein-coupled receptor signaling pathway; cell surface receptor signaling pathway. Lineage: Eukaryota; Metazoa; Chordata; Actinopteri; Labriformes; Labridae. Gene Ontology annotation, molecular function: G protein-coupled peptide receptor activity; vasoactive intestinal polypeptide receptor activity; peptide hormone binding.
GGUGCAUUCUUCAGUAGAGAGUGGAGAGAGCAGCCAUCCGCAGCUCAGCGAAAUUGCUCGAAAUAUUAAUCCAAACCUUUCAGCGCGCGGGGAAAGAUCUGAUAAAUACCUUUUUUUUCUGCAAACAAAAAGCUCGUCUCUGUUUUUUUUGACUCGAUAGGAAGUCCGAAGCCUCUCCUUUCCAAUCCGCAUUGAAGCUGGAAGUUGUGUUGCCCGGAGCCUCCGGGGAGUCUUGUACCUUCCCAGCCCCGUUUGGGGGGUUGAUUUGUCCCCCUGUGGAGUGCGCAGCCUUUCAUCAUCAGCCCGGAGGAUCCACAGCGCAGAAGCUGCGAUUUUAGAGAAUUAUCAGUACAAUGAUCCCGAGGUGAGCCGAGGUCCAGCCUUGUCCGUCCGUUUACGAGCUCUGAAACUCCUGUCAACAUGUCUGCUGCUUCCUCCAACCAGCUGAUCCUCCUCCUGUGCUUGGUUUUCAGCCAACAAGUCGCCUCAAACUGUGUGAUCAAGCGGGAGAAGGAGAAAUGCAUGGAAAUGAUGGCCUCCGACGAUCCAGGGAACAAUCCAGAGUUUGGGUGUCCGUGGAUGUGGGACAACCUGACGUGUUGGCAGCCUGCCGUGUUCGGAGAGGUGGUGGAAGUGAACUGUCCUGAACUCUUCUCUCAGUUCAUAAGUGAAGAAGACUUCGAGCUGGGGACGGUGAGUCGUAACUGCACUGAGUUCGGCUGGUCGGAGACGUUCCCUUAUUACAUCGACGCAUGCCUGUAUGAGGAAGGGAACAGCAGCCACACGGACAUGUACUUUGUGUCGGUGAAGGCUCUGUACACUGUGGGCUACAGCACCUCUCUGGUCUCCCUCACCAUGGCCAUGGUCAUCCUGUGCAGGUUCAGGAAGCUGCACUGCACCAGGAACUUCAUCCACAUGAACCUAUUUGUGUCCUUCAUCCUGAGAGCUAUUUCCGUCUUCAUCAAAGACGGCGUGCUGUACGCCAAAGAGGACAGCGAGCACUGCUUCAUACACACUCUGGAGUGUCGAGCUGUGAUGAUAUUCUUCCAUUACUGCGUCCUCUCCAACUACUUCUGGCUCUUCAUCGAGGGUCUCUACCUCUUCACUCUACUGGUGGAGACCUUCUUCCCCGAGAGGAGAUACUUCUACUGGUACAUCAUCAUCGGCUGGGGAGCCCCCACGCUGUGUGUGACGAUAUGGGCCGUGCUGAGGCUACACUUUGAUGAUAUAGGGUGUUGGGACAUGAAUGACAACGCUGCCAUCUGGUGGGUGAUCAAGGGACCUGUGCUGGCUUCUAUUAUGGUCAACUUUGUGCUCUUCGUUGGCAUCAUCAUCAUCCUCGUGCAGAAGUUACAGUCCCCAGAUAUCGGAGGGAAUGAGUCCAGUAUUUACCUGAGGUUGGCCCGCUCCACUCUGCUCCUGAUUCCUCUGUUUGGGAUCCAUUACACCGUGUUCGCCUUCUCCCCCGAGAACGUCAGUAAGAGAGAGCGUCUGGUGUUCGAGCUUGGCCUCGGAUCCUUCCAGGGCUUCGUGGUGGCCGUUCUCUACUGCUUCCUGAAUGGAGAGUAUAUCCCUCAAGGUGCAAUCGGAGAUCAAGAGGAAAUGGCGCAGCUGGACGGUGAACAGAUACUUUGCUGUGGACCUGAAGCACCGGCAUCCUUCCCUGGCGAGCAGUGGGGUGAACGGGGGCACGCAGCUGUCCAUCCUCAGCAAGAGCAGCUCGCAGAUCCGCAUGUCCAGCCUGCAGGCGGAGACCCCGGCCACCUGAGCGCCAACGCCGGGGACGCCGCGUCUGGAAAAGACAACGCCAACUCCACCACCGCCGCCGCCGCCGCCUCUGCUUCCCGACCUGACGCAGCCAAACCUGCCACGCCCACCCUCGUCCCCAUGACCUGCCUCGACAACCCGUUCCUCAACCCGUUCCCCAACCCGUACCCGGACGAGACCGAGAUGGAAACACAGCUCAACUCCACCGACCCAGAACUGCCUCCAGUCUGACCCGCCUCACACACACACGACCAAACCUGAGUGUCAGGCUGCCAAAUAGUAAACAACCUCAUGUCCUGACCUUUGACCUGGAUCAGGUGCAGCUGGAGAGAAACGUUGUCCUCCUGUUCCUGCAGCCUAGGGCGUGUUUAGGAUUUGAUGUCGAGUCUUGUUGAGUUGAAACCUGCAGAAGAAUCGUGUUUUCUCUGUACAUAUUGUGUGAGUAUUUAAAAGUGUUUGGUGCUACAGUGUUUGCUGGUGUGACGCACAGAGAAACCAGUUUACUGCAGCAGCUCCACAGGCUGCUCCCUCUCCCACUGAUCAUUCCAGUCUGACCCAGGACGUUUUUUUAAAAUAUAUUUUCCUCCUCAAAAAGUAUUUAAAACGUAGAUAUUGUUCUUUUUUUUUCUCUUUAAAUACCGACACCGAAGCUGCCAGGCCAUAAAGUGAGUGGCAGACAACACAGGGAAAUGUAAAUACCUUAAAAGAGGGGCGCUUAUCUAUUUGAGUUAAAAUAUGUAGAGGUGGUAAAUAACCCUAGUGAUGUUACAGUGAUGUCAUCAAAAGUUUUUUGAGCAUCGGUUGGAAAUUUUUAACCGGUGCUCAAAAAACUGACCGAAGGUUGAAAGACUGCAAAAGCACAGUGUCUCUAGAAAAGAUUUUAAAAAAUUGUGUUGCAUUGUGGGAAAUGUAGUGUGAAUGGGUAUAAAGAAAAAAAAGCUUGUGAUGUCAUUAGGGGUUAUUUGAGACAGUAACGUUGACAGUAAAUCUGUGCAAGAAACUCAAAUUGAAGACUGGGAAAUAUUUGUGGGAAGGAGUUGUUGAGGGGAUGUUGCAUUAUGGGAAAUGUAGUGUGAAGAGGGUAGGGAAAAAAAAGCUUGUGAUGUCAUAGUGAUGUCAUUAGGGGGUUAUUUGAGACAGUAACGUUGACAGUAAAUCUGUGCAAGAAACUCAAACGGAAGACUGGGAAAUAUUCAUGAGAAGGAGUUGUUGAGGCGAUGUUGCAUUAUGGGAAAUGUAGUGUCCAGUGUUUUUAAAGCUAUAAUUUGAUAUUUCUCGGCCUCUGCUGCUUCGAUUCUUACCGGCCCGGAUGUACAGAUAAUAUUUAAAGACUGAAGAAUCACUCCCACAUCGGUGUUCAUAAAAUCUCCAUAAAAUCAGUGUUAUCGAGAGGGGGGGGGGGGGGGGG